Molecule: messenger RNA, 3228 nt
Organism: Lampris incognitus (smalleye Pacific opah)
Lineage: Eukaryota; Metazoa; Chordata; Actinopteri; Lampriformes; Lampridae
Gene: cbfa2t3
Product: CBFA2/RUNX1 partner transcriptional co-repressor 3
Biological process (GO): negative regulation of DNA-templated transcription
Cellular component (GO): nucleus
Molecular function (GO): transcription corepressor activity
Source: RefSeq, a predicted model, not a curated record
AUGGGAACCAGAGCACCAACAUCCUCCGUCAUCAGGCAGAAGACAGCGGUUAACUUACAAACCCUCACUGAGGAGGAAUUACAUCACCGGGCGGUGGAUCUUCAGCGUCGGCGCCAGAUCGACGAUUUUGAGUCGCUCGGCGCCGCACGACGCGGCGGCGGUUCGGAGCCGGACACGCUCCCCCGGCUUCAGGACGGCGCGUCCUCUCAGAACGUGACGAGGACCCACGCCGGAGUGGGUGAAGGCAGCUCCGGCGCAGCGUGGUCCGCCGAACGUUAUAACUUCAGGACCAAAGACAGCUCCGAGAGAGACGGCUUGCACCCGGAGCACCUGGCCAAGAGGCCGUGCACCAUCAGCCCCAGCCAACGCUUCAGCCCCAGCACGGGUCUGCCCGCUCACCCGACCCCGAACGGCCUCCCCACACACCCUCCCAACGGCCUAGCCCACCCCCCCAAUCCCCCCACAGGCCCCCAGCACUACCGCUUAGAGGACAUGGCCCUGGCGCACCACUACAGAGACGCCUACAGACAUAACGAACACCGGGACACCAGAGACAGGCACCGGCAGACAGCGGUGCACGGUGCACGCCAGGAGGAGGUUAUCGAUCACCGCCUCACAGAUCGGGAGUGGGCAGAGGAGUGGAAGCAUCUUGAUAAUCUGCUCAACUGCAUCAUGGACAUGGUGGAGAAGACGCGUCGCUCCCUGACGGUGCUGCGCCGCUGCCAGGAGGCCGACCGAGAGGAGAUGAACCACUGGAUACGACGUUACAGUGACGUGGAGGAGAUGAAAAAAGGUGGGAGCAACGGACUGCAUCGCCCUCCUCCUCCUCUUCCUCCUCCUCCUCCUCCUCCUCCACACCACAACUCCUCCUCCAACACAGCUAAUAGCAGCGAGUCUCAGCCCAUAGAGAUCCACCGAGACUUCUUACACAGGCCCGCCUCAGGAUACCUGCCUGAAGAGCUCUGGAGGAAAGCUGGUACCACAAGUAUCCCGCUCUCCCCAGCUCUAAAGCACCUCCAGAACAAGCAAGAAGAGGCGGUGAACGAGGUGAAGAGACAGGCGAUGUCAGAGCUGCAGAAGGCGGUGUCGGACGCCGAGAGGAAAGCUCACGAGAUGAUCUCGGCCGAGCGCUCCAAGAUGGAGAGGGCGCUGGCCGAGGCCAAGAGGCAAGCCUCCGAGGACGCGCUGACCGUCAUCAACCAGCAGGAGGACUCUAGUGAAAGCUGCUGGAACUGUGGGCGGAAAGCCAGCGAGACGUGCAGCGGCUGCAACACGGCUCGCUACUGCGGCUCCUUCUGCCAGCACAAAGACUGGGAGAAGCACCACCACGUCUGCGGGCAAGGCCUACAGGGGCUGCCUGGGGGCAGCGGGGUCCCUCUGGGCACCUCCUCCUCUUCCACCUCCUCAGUGUCUUCCAGUGCGCCUCCCACCCACUCGGAGAGCACUCCUCCGGGACCCCUGUCCCUGGCGGGCCAGGCCGGUAUCGGAGGAGCGGCUGGCGGCGGCAGCGGCAGCGUCUCGGCCAGUCCGAAGGAGAGCAGUUCCAGUAGUGCCUCUCGCUCCACCACCCCAGCGACCCCGGCCCUGCUGGACGCCACCUCCCGCUGACCGGCCCGAAACGUUGGGACACCUUCCGGACACUGACGCCCCCAGUGCCCACACCCCAGACAAAACCAAACUGAGGAAUCUUCAUCGCACACUGCACCCCUUCCUCUUUCCCUGCUUCACUGGCUAAUGUACCUUCUGGAUUGGAAAAAGAGUGCCGUUGAGCGUGGCGUGGUUUACACAACGCGUCAACAUCCCCAAAAAGAAAGCUGAGAUUUUCAUUUUCCGUCCCACAGACGUAGUUCCUCUCCUUCAUAACCACACCUACAUGCAAACGGACUCCCCCGUCUGAGUUUCAGUUCAGCACAAACCGUGGAAAGUGCAGUGCCCCCCCCCCUUGUGUUCAGUAACGGAAACAUAUCAGACUUCUUUGCGGAUGAGCUUUGAUAUUACCGUAUGACAAAGAUGUGCCCUCUGUAAUCCGUGCCCGGUAGAUGCUGUCUGCACGGGCUGCUUGCAGAGAACAGAAGAGGACCGUGACUCGGGCGUCACAGUGAAGAGGAAGAUAGCUAGUCUGAUUAGCACUUGCAUAGGAUUUCCCUUUAAUCGAGAACCAAUGAGAGAACGAUGCCCGGCGCCGACAUGCGCACUACCAAACCUCUCGUGGAAGGGGCACUUCCCUACGGAGACAGGCGAGGGACAUAAACGGAGAAGGGAAAGGGGGAAAAUUCUUGGAUGCGAUUUAUUCCUCAGAAACACAACUAAUUAUUUAUCAGACGUUUCUUUUUUUGGCUUUAAGGGGGAAAAAAAAUAAAAAUAAAGAAAAGUCCAAAUAUUCUACAUGAAUAACAAAUAACGAUGAUGCUAUGAAAAUGAAUAAAUUUUAAAACUGUUAACUACCUUGCUAGCGAGCCAAGAAAAUCUACACCGGACUCACCUCUCUGCACCGUUGUGAACCCAAAUGAAUUCAAAGAUGAAAAAACAACCUGAUCCAAACCUUUGUAUUUACACUGCCAAAGUGAGUUAAAUAAGAAAUAAGGAGAAGCACUCAUCUUAUAUAACCAAACGCAAAGCAACGUCACCUCCUCAGCAGAGCGGCCGGCCCCGAGACAGCCAGGCUGCGGAGAUCUUACCCGGUAGGACCCGCUGACAGUCGGGCGGUGAUCUGCUUCGCCCCGCGGCGCCUCCCGCCGUCUGGAUGGAGUCGCGGCAACGCUUCAGCCCAGUAAACAACGCAAUAGACAUUUUGCUGUGAACGCCAUUUCCAGAGACUCCUUUAAAAAAAAAGAAAAAAAAGGAUGGAAACCCUGCCACAGUGCGAUCUUUCCUCUUUUUUUUUGUGAAUGGUAAACAGAGAGGAAGACGAGAAGAAGAGGGGAAGGGAACGGCUUCUUGGCCUCAAAGGGAUGAAGAUGGCAAUGACGCUGCCAAAAAAAAAAAACAACCUCAAAACAAACUUGAAAACUUUGCCCGAGAGAGGGUUGUACAGUACGCAGAGCGAGUACGGAAAGAUUGUUUUUAAGUUGUUUUUCUAGAAAAGCUCCACCAAGAGGAGGCGUUUCGAAGGAUUGCCGUUACCUUUUCAUUCGCUCCCACCUUUUUCCAAAGCAUGAAAAACAGACUAAAGAGCUUCAUGAUGAAUGGCGUAGACUUGCCUCUCCUCUGUCUUUCUACCUCCCUCCC